AUGAAUGUCGGGGCGGCGGCGGCGGGCGCGCGAGACGACGGAGACAGCUUGCUGGUGUUCCUGCACGCCGAUAGCUCACUGCCGAGCGGGUACGGGGAGACGAUCGAGAGAGAGAUGUGCGGAGGUCGGUCGAGGCGCGAUUGGGGAGCGUUUGCGUUCAAGAUGACCGAAGCGGCGGACGGUGACAGCUGGGCUGGAGGCAUGAUCCGCCGAGCGAUAGAGUUCGGGACGAACUGUCGGUGUAAGCUGUUUGGAACGCCCUACGGCGAUCAAGGAUUGGUGAUUCGUCGCAGAGCGUUCGAUGACGUUGGUGGAUUCGAGGAAUUGCCCUUCAUGGAGGAUUACGUCAUGGUGCAAAAGCUUCGUCGGCGGAGCGCGCCGAGGUUGUUUCAAGACCCCGUGGUGACGAGCGGUCGAAGAUGGGACGAGCGAGGCUUAGCCAAGGUCACGCUAUUGAAUCAGGUCAUUCUCAUGGGCUACCACUUGGGCGUACCCGUGGAGAGACUCGCCAAAUGGUAUCAGUUCAAUUUCUAG
Molecule: messenger RNA, 534 nt
Organism: Ostreococcus tauri
Lineage: Eukaryota; Viridiplantae; Chlorophyta; Mamiellophyceae; Mamiellales; Bathycoccaceae
Product: unnamed product
Exons: 1
Coding region: 1-534 (177 amino acids)
Source: RefSeq, a predicted model, not a curated record